AUGGGUGCCGACAAGGACAAAAUCACCCGCGAAACCAGCUUCAUGGAAGAUCUGAACGCAGAUAGUCUGGACACUGUCGAACUCGUCAUGGAGUUCGAAGAUGAGUUCGAGACUUCCAUUCCAGACGAUCAGGCAGAAAAGAUCCUGACCGUCGGCAAUGCGAUCGACUUCAUCAAGCAGGCAAACGGAUCAACAACGCUCAUGAGUUCCAACAAUCGUCAUCGUGUCGUCAUCACCGGGAUGGGUGCUCUCACCAAUGUGGGUCACAACGCCGCGGAUACUUGGGACGCGAUGAAGUCGGGACGAUCGGGGAUCAAAACGAUCGACUCGCCGGAGUUCGACCAGUACAACGACUGGACAGUCACUAUCGGCGGACAAGUCCGCGAUUGGACUCCGGAUACAAUCAUGGACAAGCGUGAAGCGAAGCGCGUCGAUCGCGUUUCGCUGCUUGGACUCGCCGCCGCACAAGAAGCUGUGGAUCACUCUGGGAUGGAUUUCACAACAGGCGAUCCCGAACGACGCGGGAUCGUUAUGGGAUCGGGAAUUGGUGGGAUCUACACCAUCGAAACCAGUGUCCAGAUACUGGAAAGCAAGGGCCCAUCGCGGAUCUCCCCAUUCACAGUACCCAAGCUCAUGGCCAACGCGGUGACCGGGAAUAUCUCGAUCCGAUUUAACCUGCAGGGAUACGCAUCCACCCACGCGACGGCGUGUGCCUCGUCAGGUCACGCGAUCGCGGACGCGAUGGAAGCGAUUCGAUCAGGGAAAGCGGAUGUCAUGAUCGCCGGCGGCGCGGAAGCCGCGCUGACCCCGCUGUGCUUGGGCGCGUUCAUGACCAUGAAAGCACUCUCGACACGCAACGAUGCUCCAGAGAAAGCAUCGCGUCCGUUCGAUAUUGAUCGAGACGGAUUCAUCCUGAGCGAGGGUGCCGCGGUGUAUGUGCUCGAAUCGCUUGAGCAUGCACAAGCUCGCGGCGCAACGAUCUACGCCGAGCUCUGCGGCGCUGCGAACUCCUGCGACGCGGGACACAUCACGGCUCCGCAUCCAGAAGGACGCGGCGCCACCAACGCGAUGAAGUGGGCGCUCAAAGACGCGGGCAUGGAUCCGACCUCGAUCAACUACAUCAACGCCCACGGCACCUCCACACCGCUCGGAGACAAAGCCGAGAUCAUCGCCGUUAAGAACGUCUUCGCGAACCACGCGACCAGCGGCGGUCUCGUCAUGAACUCCACCAAGUCCAUGCACGGCCACUGCUUGGGAGCUUCCGGAGCGGUCGAACUCAUCGCGUGCAUCCACGCGGUCACAGACGGCAUCGUCGCCCCAACGAUCAAUCUGGACAACAUCGAUCCGGAAUGCUCAGGUGUGGAUAUCGUCGCGAAUACCGCGCGUGAAAUGAGCGUUAACUACGCGAUGAACAACACCUUCGGAUUCGGCGGACACAAUGUCAGCUUGAUCGUGGGACGCUUCGACGGAUAA
Molecule: messenger RNA, 1473 nt
Organism: Symbiodinium sp. CCMP2592
Lineage: Eukaryota; Dinophyceae; Suessiales; Symbiodiniaceae
Source: the annotation of a GenBank genome assembly